UGAUCAGAGUCAGUUCAAUCAACUCUGAGUAUGUUCACUCUGAGUUAAGUGUGUGCGUGGUGAAUAAAAAAAGCUAUCAUCAAUGGAGCCCCGAUACUACAAGUCACCAUGUCAACAGAAAGUCAAGGAGCUAGGAGCAGAUGCAGAGCAUCAUGAGCUAAUAUAUGUGGACAAGGCAGGUUUCAACCUGAAACAAAAUCAAGGGGCCACAGCAGAAACAUCAUCGGACACCGUGCCAUCAUCAACAUCUCGGAACAAGUACAGAUGGGAAAUAUCAACCAGAAUCAACUGCACAGACUAAACACUGAACAACAAUGUUACAACAGCCCCUCUGCAGCUCAACAAAAUUUGUUUUCAUUUAGGCAUUUAAAAACUUCCAGUACAUGGGUGACCUACACUCAACAGUGUGCCUGAACGCAUCCUGUGUAGAGAGAGAAACACAUCACCGUAACUUCUGCUACAGUUUUCAGUAUUCCUCACAGUAUGAAAACUGUAAAGUUAAGCGCUGGGCUGCACUGAGUGAGAUUAAACCCACCUACACCUGGAAAUAAGACUGGAUAUGUCUUCACCAAGCAGGAGAAAUGAUACUACCAAUGGGCUACUCAUCUUAUUUCUCAUAGGUGGUGUGUUUUCUGAAAUAUUGCCAGUAAUGAAGCGGGUUGGAGAGACUGUGACCCUGUACGCCAACAAAUCAUGGCAAAAUUCAGGGAAUUUUCUUUGGACCUUUGGGCACCACACCCCCAUCAAGGCAAUUACUAUUGUCACUAAUGGAGAAGUCACUCGUGUCAAUGGGACCAGAUUUGACAACAGGUUACACACAGAUGUAGAAAAUGGAUCAAUCACCAUCUCUAACCUCACCAUCAAUGACAGCGGAAUAUUUAAUGCUCAGUUUUUUCUGGAAACAGGAAUGCAUAUGCAAAUGUUAAACCUCUUUGUCAGUGAUAAUGCUGUCAUUUCUAUUGAAGUUCUGGAGGGGGAAAAUGUUACUCUGGACACUGGAGUAAAGGAACUACAGAAAGAUCGUAAAGUCAUGUGGACACAGGGUCCAGAUUUUGUUGGCGAGCUGAUAGCUCAGUGGAAGAACAAUAUCACCUCUAUUGAUGAAAGCUUCAAGGGUGUUCUGCUGCUGAACCCACACACUGGAUCCCUCACCUUUAUCAGAGUGACAAAAAACUAUGCUGGGGUUUACUGUGUCAAGUUACUGUGGGGUGACGAUCCACACAUACUGAGACAAUUUUCAAUUAAAGUCUUUGAACCGGUUCCCAUUCCACACAUCAGUUCAGCACAGGCCAAUAUUACAAAACCCUUGCUGAAUGACGGGAGCUGCCACAUUAACUGUUCUGUGAGGAAUGCACCUGAACUUACACUGUUCUGGUACAGCAGAGGGAAGAAAAUAAAUCAGACCAGCAACCCAGACAUCUCCACUAACCUCUCCCUCCCUCUGGUGAUCCAGAAUGAAGGCAUGUACAGCUGCAUGGCAGCCAACCCAGUCAGUAAUGAGACAAUCCAUGUCAACUCCACAGAGUGGUGUCCACCUCAUGCUACAGAUUCUAGCACAAUGUGGUCGAUUAUUGGAGGGGCUGUAUUGAUUGGACUGGUCAUAUCCAUAUCAUAUUGGUGCAGGCAAAUAAGAUACCAAGGAGCAUAGAAUUGCUUUAAUAUGGGAGAUAUGCAACAAGAGACAACAUCUCAAGACACCAAUGUCUCAGAGGGCAGGAAUGAUGCUGCGGAAAAUCAAGGUCUGCUGACAAACAACUGAGAAAAAAAUAUAGUAUUCAGUAUUACUGACGUUCUUUAUUAUCACCUCUAAUAUUUUCACCUCUCUCACUCUCCCUGUGCACUGAGAGCAUCCAAUAGGAUGUGAGUGUGAGAGAGAGCAGACCAACAUCUGAAAAGAUGCUUUAGUUGAACUCAGGACUUACUCCGCUGAAAUAUGCUUUUAUGUUCAUAUUAGUAUGGGCUUACUUUUGCACAUUUAUUACAGCACGAAUAACUAGUAUCAGUUCACGUCUGUUUUAACUAGACUAGAUGUGCUGUGUUUGGUGUCCUAUAAUAACAUACAUCCUGAUGGUUUUGGGAAAUUUACCUUGAAUAUCAUGUCUAGAAACUUAUGCCACAUAUCCCUGAUUAUUUAUUGAUAAUGUGAGCAUCUGGUGACAGAGGUGAAACCUUAGAAUUUACACCAAGUCAUCACCCUGGUUUAGAUGUCCGUUCAGAACUGAACUGAAUAGAAAAGAAUGAAAGGAAGACAUGAAGAGAUGCCUUGCAUGUCUGAAUGCUAAAGACUGAACUCAUAGCAGCCUACUGAGAGCUGCAGGAAACUGCAUACAGACCACAAGACAUCCUGCCAUCACCCUUCACCACACGCUGCCAUAGAUUCUGCUCAUCAUUUUAUAUUCAUGCUGUGAUCCAAAGAGUCCACACACUGGGUUGAAGCUCCUUUAAGUUUAUCUGAAACAAUAUAAUUUCUCUUCUGUAGUAGGUUGCCUUAACCAUCAUAUAAAGUGUGUAUAUUCUCCAUAGGAAUUUUGUUGUUCAGUCAUUGAUAAAUUUCCACCAGCCAUUAACCAUUUAUCUUGAUCAUCAGUCUUACUUAGUCACUUUGUCUUCACCCAAAAAGUCAACAAUUAACCUCUGCCUUUAUCAAAAAACACAGUUAUCCUUGUUUUUUUUUUUUGGUUUUGUUUUUUUUUAACCAUUAUUUCUUCUUCAGUGUGGAUAUAAUUUGUACAUAUUGUAAGUAAAAAUCCAUUCACAUGACAGAAGUUGAUUUAAUUUAAUAUCAGUGUCCCUGAAUUUGUGUGGAAAUACAUUUCAUAUAUUUCCAACUUAUGUUAAUUAUUAGGUGCCCUUCCGUAAAUCCUCACUGCUCAACAUGUGGAACUCUUUACCCACAGAAAACAAAAUGGAUGAUGACUGGAAACUGAAACAGUUUUAAAGAGGAUGUAGUCAUGAGGGAUCUGGUCCUUGUUGUUUUAUGAAACUUUUAUGGUAUGUUUGUUUACAGUAUGUUUUAUGCUGCUUUGUAUGUCUUUUGCUGUUGAGUUUUGUGUUUUGUGCUUAAAUGUAUGUAUAUGUAUUGUUGAGUCUUGUGCAGCUCCAUAUGUAUUUUACUGUUGAGUUUUAUGUAUUUUAAAAGCCCAUCUAGGGACGGACAUUUCAAACUAGCUCAGGCUAUAAAUGCUGUGGCAUAAGUUCAUUCUAUAUACUUGUCCCUAUACAUAAACAUAAAUAAAUAAUGACAGGAAA
Messenger RNA from Thunnus maccoyii (southern bluefin tuna), 3249 nucleotides. RefSeq lists its product as uncharacterized. The transcript is spliced from 10 exons. The record is from RefSeq and is a predicted model, not a curated record. Lineage: Eukaryota; Metazoa; Chordata; Actinopteri; Scombriformes; Scombridae. The coding region runs from base 560 to 1648 and encodes 362 amino acids.